AAAACCCUGCCUGCCGGCAAAUAGGUAAAACUCAAAAACCUCCUCAACCUCUGACGCACGCUCCCAAGCUUUGCAGCUAUGGCGGAAACACAGUACGAGGUCGAUUUGGGCAACCUUACGGCGUUCGACUCUCAACAUCAGUUCGCUUCUCCUCCAUCUUCCAGGGAGGAGAUUGUGAAGGUAGCCAUCGAACAUAGUACGAGGUUAGUGCAAGCAGUUGCCGGUGCCCUUUUCAGUUUGCCGUCAAUGGAGGAUCCCGACGGGCCCAUCGUUAAAUUGCCUGCGCCCAGUACAAAAUUGCCCAGAGAAAAGCCGCUUCCAAAACCUAGGCCUCCGACAAAAUGGGAAAUGUUUGCUCAGAAGAAAGGUAUUCAGAAGAGAAAUAAAGAAAAAUUGGUUUUUGACGACCAAACUGGUACCUGGAAGCGCCGGCAUGGUUACGACCGUGUUAAUGAUGACAAUGACAUUCCAAUCAUCGAGGCCAAGGCCACUGAUGAACCAGGAACAGAUCCUUUUGCCGAGAGACGUAAAGAGAAGAAAAGUAGAGUUGAGAAACAGGAGAAAAAUCGAUUGGCUAACCUGAAACAAGCACAGAAAGUUGGCGCCUUGCCGAGCCAUAUUCAACUUGCAGCCACCUCUUUACCCAUAACUGGAACAAAAGCAAAUCCCAAGAAAGUUAGCAAAGUUGAACUACAAAAUGUUGCUGGUUUGGCGGCAAUUUCAACAGCCAGCGGUGGGAAAUUCGACAAGAAAUUAGACGGAGAAAAGCCCCCAAAGCAUGAGAAGAAGUAUAGGAAGUUUUUGCCAGCUGUUGAAGGGUCGGGAAUGGGUGCCAUGGAAAGGCAGCAAACCGAGAAAGUCUUGAACAAAUUGAUUUCGAAACACUCGCACGAGAUACUCAAUGUGGAAAAGGCUGUGAACAUGUACAAUGUGAAGAAGGAGAAGAAACAGAGAAAGCAAGGAGGACAAUCGUCGACCUCCAGCAAGUUGAAGCCCGGCAAUAAAUCUUUCAAGAAAAAACCGCAAAAACGGUCGUCGACAAAUAAAGGAAAAUCAAAAUGAAGGCAUUAUCUAUGAUGGGUUUAGAUCAUGAAAUUUUUGGACAAAAGAUGUGUUCCUUUCAUGUGGUCUCGUGUUUUUUUUACCUUUUUUUGUUUUUUUGGUUAUUUUCCAUAUUGUAAUUCUGUAUGAGCUUUACCACCUUAAUCUAUUUAUACUUGAAUCUCUGGUUAUAAAUCGCCCAGUAUCUAACAAUUAUGCCCACAGCCAUAUGUAUGGAUAAAAUGGAAGUUUUCAGGUGUUUUAUUUUAUUUUCC
Messenger RNA from Striga asiatica, 1316 nucleotides. The record is from the annotation of a GenBank genome assembly. NCBI's taxonomy places the organism in Eukaryota, Viridiplantae, Streptophyta, Magnoliopsida, Lamiales, Orobanchaceae.